GCUGGGGGCGGUGCAGAGUCCGAGGUCUGCGCGCGGAGCCUGGCGCAACACCGCCUGAGAGCGGGACCGGAUGCGACCCUUCCAACCUCGCUUUCCCUGAGACGGGAGCGGGGCGGGGUGGGUCUGCACUAGGGUGCCGUUGCUGCCGCGCGGUCUUCACCGGAGAUGCGGUGCCCGCUGUGCAAGGCUCAGACCGCGCGCUGGCUCUCGGGUGUGGGAAAGAGCUGGCAAUGGCGGGUGACCCAGUGGCCGGCCCUUGGCCUGGUGCGUGCGGCACACGCGGCGCUCGCAGGUCUGGCACGCUCGUGCGUCGCGUGCUGACGAGCUCGUUCCGUACAGCUCCGUAAGCGAACCCCGCGCGGGGAAGAUGGCCUCCAAGGACAGCAGCGUUUCCGCGAACGAGACGGAUGAGGACGAAGACGAGGAAGGGGCUCAGUCAGAGGAGUCUUCCCGGGGAAGCACCGCAGGGUGCAGCGGAGAAAGUAAAACGGCGCUUGCGGACAGCGCUCCUCAGCAGGGGGCCUUGGAGCCGAGGGACGCGGGCAAGCUGGGCUGGGGGCGGACAGCUCUGCCAGCGUCCCCGCUUGGCCCAGAAAGACGAGUGGCAGAGCACCGUGUCGUGGGGACCGAGCUGAGAAAGAGAAAGAAAAGAGUAAGGGUGCUCUCUAUCAACCUGACCAACUGCAAGUACGAGAGUGUGCGGCGCGCAGCCCGGCGCUGUGGCCUGAAGGAAGUGGGGGACGAUGAGGAGUGGACAGUGUACUGGACCGACUGCUCAGUCUCCCUGGAGCGCGUCAUGGAAAUGAGGAGGUUCCAGAAAAUCAAUCAUUUCCCGGGCAUGACGGAGAUCUGCCGCAAGGACCUGCUGGCCCGGAACCUCAGCCGCAUGCUCAAGCUCUUCCCCAAGGAGUACAGCAUCUUCCCCCGCACCUGGUGCCUGCCAGCUGACUAUGGGGAUUUCCAGGCGUAUAGUCGCACAAGGAAGAACAGGACAUACAUCUGCAAGCCAGACAGCGGCUGCCAGGGGAGAGGCAUCUUCAUCACCCGCAGCCCCAAGGACAUCCAGCACGGGGAGCACAUGAUCUGCCAGCAGUACAUAGCCAAGGUACCAGGCCUCGGCCGGGGCUGGCAGCCUCAGGGUCCAGCCCAGGAUGCAGCUCCCUCCUCAUCCCACCGAUACAGCCUUCUGGCCUACCCCCUGCUUCGCCCAGCCUGCCAGUCCCUCCCCAGUGACAGCUCAGCUGGGAGAGGCCAACCACAGCUCUGUGCCCAGACUGCCUCAGCAGGUCCCCUCCCAGUGGACAUGCUGCCAGAGAAGUGCAGUGCCUCAAGGUGCCUAGCAAUGCUGCUGCCUUCUGCUCACACUUGCCUUGUCUCUCAGCCCUUCCUCAUUGAUGGCUUCAAGUUUGACAUGCGGAUCUACGUCCUGGUCACAUCCUGUGACCCCCUGAAGAUUUUUGUCUACAAGGAGGGGCUGGCUCGGUUUGCCACCAUGAGGUACAUCGAGCCCAGCAGCAGCAACCUGGAUGACAUCUGCAUGCACCUGACCAAUUAUGCCAUCAACAAGCACAACGAGAACUUCGUCCGGGACGACACAACUGGCAGCAAGAGGAAGCUGUCCACUCUGAAUACCUGGAUGGAGAACAACAGCUAUGACACGGCUGGGCUGUGGGAAGACAUAGAGGACAUCAUUAUCAAGACCCUGAUCUCGGCCCACCCGGUCCUGAAGCACAACUACCGCAGCUGCUUCCCCAACCACACUACCGGCUGCGCCUGCUUUGAGAUCCUGGGCUUCGACAUCCUGCUGGACAGGAAGCUGAAGCCCUGGCUGCUGGAGGUGAACCACUCGCCGAGCUUCACCACAGACUCGCGUCUGGACCGUGAGGUGAAGGAUGCAAUGUUGUGUGAUGCCAUCACCCUCAUCAACCUGCGCGCCUCCUGCGACAAGCGCAAAGUGCUGGAGGAAGACAAGCGGCGGGUGAAGCAGCGCCUCCUGCAGGCCCACGCGCCACCCCGGGAGGCCAGGCGCGAGCAGCUGGAGAGCAGCCAGGCUGCGUGGCUGGCCCAGGAGGAGAAGUACGAGAGCUCGCACCUGGGAGGCUACCGGCGCAUUUACCCAGGACGUGGGAUGGACAAGUACGAGCCCUUCUUCAAGCAAAGCAGCUCCCUCUUCCAAGAGACAGCAGCCUCCAGGGCCAGGGAGGAGUGUGCCAGGCAGCAGCUGGAGGGGAUCCGAGUGAAGCAGGAGCAGCGAGAAGCUGUCACUAAGAAAGGGAAGGACAGAAAAGAGCAGCUGCAGGGGGAGACAGCUGGGGAGAAACCCCGGCCCGCCGGCAGAGCCAGGGCCCUGCCCACCCACAUCUUCCACAGUGCCAAGGGCUGUGGUGGAAAGGCUCCACAGGUGCAGCUUGACUCCAUGCAGCCCCAGGACAUCAUAGCCCACGAGGAGACAGAGAGGGUCAGGGCUCUUCUACGCCGUGAGCACCUCAUCCGGGGCCUGGGCAUUGUGGACCAGCUCUCCCAGCUGCUCCUCAGCAGCGAGCCCGGGCCCCUGGACAUCCUCGGGCCCCACGUUGGUGUUGCUGAGAGCCAGCCGCCCUUCCUUUCAGACACACUUCGGAACCACGAGCCCCAGAGCUUAAUGACCCUCAUCCCCCUCUCGCUGCUGGGCAGGGCAGGCCGGUACCUGGGGCAGCUGCCUGCAGCCAGGGUCCAGCUGCUGGCCAGUCAAGGCUACACUCCCAGCCUCCCGGGCCCUCUGCCAGGCGCAGGCCAGGCCCUGCCCUACCGCACGCUGGUCAGGCUGCAGCACUACCCCCCGCCACAGAGGAGUGUGGGCUGGCUGGGGGGCCACGUGACGAGGACGGCAGCAGGGCCUGAGCCCCACGCACCCGCCAGCAUGGCGAAGGCGGGCGGGCAGAGGUUCUUCAGCGCCAGAGACCGGGCACGAGGCCGUGAGUACAGCUUGGAGGCAGAGGUUGCGCUGACGCCCUCGGGGCGCUCCCCCAGCUCCUGGGGGGACGUUGCUGGCUCAGUCAUUGCACAGGACCCUGCAGGUCUCUCCCCCAGCCGGGUAGCAGGCGACCGUCUUCUGCCUCGCUGUUUGCAGGGCACCACCCUCCCUCGCACAGCUGGCAGGACCCUCUGGCUUGCUGCCCUGCCUCCCGCCGUCCGCCUCGCUGCCAUAGGGGCGCCUGGCAGCAGAAGGGAGCUGGGGGCUGGGUAGUUUUCCUUGCAGCUGAUGGGAUGCUGCCCCCAGGGCCGGGGCAGGCACCAGUGUGAGGGCGAGGACUGCCCGCUGCCCUGCUGGCUGCCACAUCAGCCCUAACCCCCAUGCUCUCGUUGCAGAGGGCCCCGUGGUCAGGCGGCCCCUGCUCGCUGGUGCUGGCUAUCCCGGCUCCCUGAGCUGCCUGCCUCACGCCAGGCGAGCCCCG
Alligator mississippiensis (American alligator) is the source of this 3434-nucleotide messenger RNA. It is a transcript of the gene TTLL13, whose product is annotated as tubulin tyrosine ligase like 13. The coding region runs from base 368 to 3226 and encodes 952 amino acids. Lineage: Eukaryota; Metazoa; Chordata; Crocodylia; Alligatoridae. Gene Ontology annotation, cellular component: cilium. The transcript has 12 exons. Gene Ontology annotation, molecular function: tubulin-glutamic acid ligase activity; tubulin binding. Gene Ontology annotation, biological process: protein polyglutamylation; microtubule cytoskeleton organization. The record is from RefSeq and is a predicted model, not a curated record.